AGCAGCAAUGGCCCAGACCAAAAUCAUGUGAUUUGAUAGUAGUUUUGUUACUAAGCUAAAGGAGCGAAAGCGUUCAGUCCUCCAGCGCCUGUUAGAAAACACUAAAGAUCCAGAGAAAUGCCAGAUUUAUAAUGCCCGUCAUUAUACAAAUUAAUCGACUGUUCUACUUGAUGGCUCCUUUUAUGCGAAGUACAUAUAUGUUAAAUGUAGUUUUAAGUAUUUAGAUUAGAUUCCAGACGUAGUAGGCGUUCAAACAUAUAAUGUUUUGGUAUAUUUGUACACUGAUCCAGUGCUUCACUAAUUUCCCGCCCCUACAUAGAACUACAAACCCCAGACUGGUCCAUAUAGAUACCAGAUUUACGACAGCAGCCAUAGAACUAUUUUUGGUCUCCAAGAACAUCAUGUGAUUCGUCUGUUGGUUUUUUGUUUUGUUAUUGACCAAAGAUCGCGUUGAGGGAGCAAAAUAUCCGGCAAGAAUCGCAUAAGUUACAGCGAAAUGUUGAGACUUAUUUGUUUAUUUGUACACUGCUUCAGAGCUCCAAUGCCGACUUCCCGGCUGGGCUCUUUGUGUUUAUUAAUUAAUUUCACUCGUAAAAAUCGUAAACCAAACAAGCCAAAGUUGUGCCGGGGGGUACCUGCUCUACACGGCUAACGACAAUCGGGUACUACAAUUACAAUUGCAAUCCGACGAGCGGGCAAAUAAAUAUUUAUGGAUGGCUAAACACAGUCGCCCACAGUGCCAGCCACAAGUGUUUGUCCCCACGAGCUAAAAGUGCAAUGGAGUCGAGCCUUUGGUGGUUUGACAGUUGCCAUGACCCUCACCCAAAUGGGUUCCCAUUUUAAGGGUUUGCGGGCCUGCGGUUGGGUUAUCCUUCGCCUGGUUGCCACCUUAUCCAGCCGCACGUGGUGCAACACAACAGGUCGCUAUCUCUCGACGGGGUCGUAAAUGCCAUAGUAAAAUGCCCAAUGCUGGCUCUCCACCAACAAAAGCUUGCGGUUUCAUUCCGUUUGGGCCUUUAUUUCAUCGACGGCCGGCAGACGGUGAAGACGUGUUCCAACGUCCGACGCCCCAUAGAAUAUAUCGCUUGAAUCUCAAGAGUCCCGAUUAGUGGCAACUUAUCAGUUUGGAGUGAUUAGAUGUGCGAUUAGGGUUCCGUCGGGGAAACCAGUCUAACACGUGCCCCCUUUAACCCGUCAUCUGCAAUGGCUACUUUGGGCGCCUGGGAUUACACGAUCCUGGCGGUGGUGCUGGUCAUCUCCGUGGCGAUUGGCAUCUACUACCGUUUCGUGGGCGGCAAGCAGAGCACCACCACCGAAUACCUUCUGGCGGAUCGCUCCAUGAACGUGGCGCCCGUGGCCUUUAGCCUGAUGGCCAGUUUCAUGUCGGCCGUCACAAUAUUGGGCGUAUCCAUGGAGAACUACCAGUACGGCACCAUGUUCGUUCUGAUCAACCUGUCGUAUGUGUUGUCCACACCGGUGGCCGCCUACCUCAUCAUUCCGGUCUUCUAUCGCCUAAAGACGGCCAGUGUGUACGAGUAUCUGGAACUGCGGUUUGGCUAUGCCACCCGAUUGGCCGCCUCGCUGAGUUUCUCGCUCCAGAUGGUCCUAUACAUGGGCAUUGUGGUCUAUGCGCCGGCUCUGGCCCUGGAAGCUGUCACUGGACUGAACCAGGUCUUCUCCAUCGUAAUUGUUGGAGUCGUGUGCACCUUCUAUGCGACGCUCGGCGGAAUGAAGGCCGUACUCAUCACGGACAUCUAUCAGUCGCUCCUCAUGUUCGCCGCUGUCUUCAGCGUAAUCAUCUGUGCCUGGGUGAAAGCAGGCAGCUUGGAAGUGAUAUGGCGCGUGGCGCAGGAAAAUGGACGCAUCGAUCUGACCAACUUUAGUGUGGAUCCCACGGAACGUCACACUUGGUUCACCCAGAUUCUGGGCGGAAGUGCCACCUAUCUGGCCAUCUAUGGUGUGAAUCAAACGCAGGUCCAGCGCCUGAUGGCGGUGAAGAGUUUGAGUGCUGCUCGAGCGGCCCUGUGGUGGUGCCUGCCCAUUCUGUGCCUGCUUAGCCUGAGCACCUGCUUCUCCGGUCUGUGCAUCUACUGGUACUACCGCGACUGUGAUCCGCUGCUGGAGGGCAGAGUCAACUCGCGCGAUCAAGUGAUGCCGCUCUUUGUCGUGGACACGAUGGGCGAGUACACCGGCUUGGCCGGCCUCUUCGUUUCGGGAAUCUUUUGCGCCAGCCUCUCCACGAUUAGUUCGAUAAUCAGCUCGCUGGCGGCCGUCACCCUGGAGGAUUACCUCAAGCCCUUGGUCAGCUGCUGCGCCAAACGCACGCUCACCGACCGCCAGACCUUGUGGUACUCCAAGCUGUUGUCCCUGUUCUUCGGAGCCCUCUGCAUUGGCAUGGCCUUCAUGGCGGGAUCAAUUGGCGGACUACUGCAGGCGGCACUGUCAAUCUUCGGCAUCAUUGGAGGCCCUCUGCUGGGCCUCUUCACGCUGGGCAUGUAUGUGACCAAGGCGAAUGAAAAGGGAGCCAUUGGUGGGCUGCUCAUAUCGCUGGCGUUCUGCUUUUGGAUCGGCUUCGGGCAACCGAAGCCACCGCUGGUCAGCUUGGAUAUGUCCACGGCUGGAUGUCCGGUGGACAGGAGCUUCCCCCGCGACAUUUUCCUCAAGACUGCUACAACGGUGGCCGAAGAAGAAGAGCAUUUCUUUUACCUGUACAGGAUCAGCUACAUGUGGUACGCUGCCCUGGGCUUCCUGAUAACCUUCUUUGGCGGAUGGCUGCUGUCCUGGCUGUUUGCCCUGCUCAAAUGGGACAACAAUCGACGCAUCUACCAGGAUGCAGACUGCACGCUAAUCAAGCACGAUCUCUUCGUGCCGCCGAUAGCCAAACGCUUGCAACGGCGACAAAUGCCGCUCCUGGUGGUCACCGGCACCAGUUCGGAGAUUGGCGGCAUCACGACAGAGAGUGCUAUGGCGCCGCCGCGGCUGGACGAGAUCGAGUGGGAGAAACACAAGGCAGUUGCGUAGCUGAACAUCACUUUUGUAGUUUCUUCUUUUUUUCUUUUGUAGCGCCGUUUUGACCUUAGUUACUUCCAUUAGCUGAAUGAAAUGUUGGUUAUAAGACCAUAUCACUGCAAAAAAUAACUACUUUGCUGUACAAUAAUACGGUUUAGUUUAUUUGCAUUUCUAUACGAGUCUAAAAAUGAGGCACACUAUAAUUUGAAAGAAUUGCUGCUGGAGCUACAAUGUUCCUUAUAAUGUUCUAACGAAAGUCAGGUCGGAGAAUAUCAUAUAGUUGCCAUAGUAUGUAUAUCUGCAUGGGUCAUCCCACUUGGUUCUCCGAGGAGCGUACUACUAGCCUUUUUCUCUUGUCACACAAAAUACAUAUAUAUUAAGCGAACUUUGGCUUUAAAUAAACGAGCUUACUCAUUAAGCAACUAAAUUAA
Messenger RNA from Drosophila simulans, 3440 nucleotides. RefSeq names its product putative sodium-dependent multivitamin transporter. Gene Ontology annotation, molecular function: symporter activity. Gene Ontology annotation, cellular component: membrane. Lineage: Eukaryota; Metazoa; Arthropoda; Insecta; Diptera; Drosophilidae. The transcript has a single exon. Gene Ontology annotation, biological process: transmembrane transport; sodium ion transport. Bases 1204 to 3021 code for a protein of 605 amino acids. The record is from RefSeq and is a predicted model, not a curated record.